AUGACGACACCGGUCGACGAACGGCCAGAGCCGACAUAUGUCCAUCCCCAUGCCGGCUUGAACAACGCCAAUGCCUCGAUAGCUGGUAGACCUUCCACCAGCACCGAGCGACCACCUCUGCCUUCAUAUAAUGUCAACAACACCUCGUCGCGGACCCCCAGCCGCGAUGUCAACUCGACCGAAGAGAACACCGUUUUCGGUGAUUCCGAGGAGCAUGCGAAGCUCCACCAUGAUCAUCUCGGCGAUGAGCUUCCACCAACUACACGCCCACGAGGUCAAAGCUACCUGACAGUCAAGACCGCAGAAGUCAGCAACGAACAUGGCGACCCGCUCAGUGCCCUUCACUCUCCUUCGUGGGUCCGGGAGCAAUCUUCUCGCCUCGUGGAUGAUUUGGAGAUGCUCAAGGUUGAGCAACAGAUCUCGCGCGAGGCUUCCACCCGGACUGGUCUCCACCAAACAAAAUCACGUCGCCACGAAGAGCCCAUCGACGAUUUCGACGAAGCCACAAACCCGGUCCACGAGAAAACCCAGGUGUACAAGCCGGUGGAGAACCCGUCGACCGGCUUCGCCAAGUUCAUGAAGAAUGUGCACGCCUCCAACUUUCUCAUCCGUUAUCUCACAUAUAUCGCACCGCUCACGCUCAUCCUGCUCAUUCCCCUGCUGGUCGGCGCUCUCCAGUACAAGAAUCUGACGGUCGGAGGCGUCUAUCUCAUGUGGUUUAUGAUCUGGCUCGAGAUUGUCUGGUUGACCCUCUGGGCCGGACGCAUCCUGGCCAAAUGUCUACCAGCACCCAUCGGACUCGUCGCCACUCUAUUCACCAACAACGCGAAGAAAUGGCGUGACAUGGGAAAACAACUGGAGUUGCCGGCCACCCUCUUCUUCUGGUGGCUCGCCAUUGAAAUUUCCUUCCUCCCGACUCUGACCAACCAUCAGAAGGACUUCCCCAAUGGAUUCAUUCAGCCAUGGAUGGACACCAUGAACAAAGUUUUGGUGUCAUUCCUCGUCGCUGCUGUGCUCAACUUUGUCGCCAAAAUCCUCAUUCAAUUGAUCGCCAUCAGCUUUCACCUGCGGACCUAUGCGGAUCGCAUUGAGAUCAACAAAUUCCAGAUCGGAUCCUUGGCGAAGCUCUACAAAUACUCCAAAGAGAAGAUUGCCAUGGAAGACGCCGAAUUUGAGCUUCCCGGCAAUGGUACCGCAUCGGGUGCACGCACACCCGGUGCCCUCAUCUCGGAAGCUGCGCGCACGGCGAAACACGGCUUGAAUGUUUUUGGGGAUGUGGCAGGCAAAGUCGCAGGCGACUUCACUGGCCGGAAAGUCACGAAGAGCACCCAUCCUGAUCAGGUCGUCCUGGCGCUCCUCCACACUCCCACCGGUUCGCAGGUCCUUGCUCGUCGACUCUACCGAACUUUUGCCAGAGAAGAGACGGAGACUGUUGUUGCAGACGACCUCCGCGAGGCUUUCGAUAACAACGACGAGGCGGACGCUGCGUUCACCAUGUUCGACAAAGACAUGAACGGGGACAUCUCCAUGGAAGAAUUGGAAGCUGUCUGCGUGGAGAUCGGCCGCGAGAGGAAAUCCAUCACCGCUUCGCUCAAAGAUCUCGACUCGGUCGUCGCACGCCUGGACGAUGUUUUCAUGUUCAUCGUCUUCGUCAUCGCGGUCCUCGUUUUGAUCUCACUCAUUUCGGUCUCUGCGGGUGCGGUCAUCACUUCGGCUGGAUCGACUGUCUUGGCUCUCUCCUGGCUCUUCAGCGCCACUGCGCAGGAGUUCCUCCAAUCGGUCAUCUUCGUCUUCGUCAAGCAUCCCUUCGAUGUGGGUGACCGUGUCACCAUCUACGGCAACACCGGAUCCAUGAUGCGAGGAGACGAUUAUUUCGUCAAGGAGAUCAGCUUGCUCUACACCGAGUUCAAGAAAAUGGAAGGCCACAUCGUACAGGCGCCCAACAGCUACCUCAACACGUUGUUUAUUCUCAACCAACGUCGGUCCGGGGGCUUGGCUGAGGCCGUCAGCAUCACCAUCAAGUUCGGCACCACUCUCGAACAGCUCGACGGCUUACGUGCGAGGCUGUUGGAGUUCGUCACCGCCGAAAAGCGUGAAUACCAAAGCAACAUCCUGACCGAGCUGCGAGAGAUCGACGAGGUCCACAGCAUGAAACUGAACGUCGUUUUCUUCUACAAGUCCAACUGGCAGAACGAAGGCCUCCGUCUGGCUCGCCGCAACAAAUUCAUCUGUGCCAUGAUGGUGACGAUGCAAGAACUAGGCAUCGAAGGCCCUCGUAUGCGUUACCCCGGUCAACGAGAGAGCUUCCCGCUAUAUAUGCAAAACAUCCCGCACACCACGACCGACGCCGGAUACGGAGGCCACCCCGACAAUCCUCACGGCCUAUCUCGCGUCAACGAGGCCCCCCAAGACGCACCCUUCGUGCCCCCUCUCUCCGACCAACAAGAAGAGGCCCUCGGCUCCAUGCCGCCCCCGUCCUCGACCUCCCUCGCCCGCGGCGGCUCCAUCCUCCGCGCCCCGAGCGCCCGCACCACCCGGCCCCGCGGCGAAUCCCUCGCCGCCAUGAACCGCCGCGUCGACUUCAGCCUCGGCAUGCGCGACGCCGCCGCCACCAUGGGCGACUCCUACGGCGACGUGUACGAGGACCGCGCCCGCAUGCAGAUCCCCCUCCAGGUCUCCGAGGCCUCCCGCGACCGCGCCGUCCGCCAGGCCUCCCUCGAGCGCAGCAAACUCUCCUCCCCCGCCGCCUUCGACCCUCACUCCGCCACCACCGCCCAGACCACCUCCCGCGAGCACCUCCCGCUCGGCAACCUCGCCCGCCGCUCCACCGAAAGCGCCAGUCGCUGGGCCAGCGGCGCCGCCGCCGCCCGGCGGGGCUCCAACGCCUCCAACGCGGCCGCGGCCGCCUCCGCCAGCGCCGCGACGACGCACCGCAACCGCUUCUUCGGUCGCUACAACCUGCACAGCACCAACGGCAACGGCACCUCCCUCGACGACGCCCUGGAAUCGGGCAUCAUGGCGGAGAUCCCCGAGGGCGCGACCCCGAGCGGGGGGAACUCCGCCGCGCGGACCACGCCCAUCACCCCGAUCGAUCCCCGCUCCGGCACGGUCUCGAGCCGGGGGUGGAGGGCCGAUGAGAGGACGCCUGGGAAUGGGAAUGGGAAUGGCGAUGAGGUCGAAAUGAAGAAGUUGUAG
This is a messenger RNA of Dissoconium aciculare CBS 342.82, 3195 nucleotides long. Its product is annotated as calcium channel. Bases 1 to 3195 code for a protein of 1064 amino acids. Gene Ontology annotation, molecular function: calcium channel activity; calcium ion binding. Gene Ontology annotation, cellular component: membrane. The transcript has a single exon. Gene Ontology annotation, biological process: calcium ion transmembrane transport; intracellular calcium ion homeostasis. Lineage: Eukaryota; Fungi; Ascomycota; Dothideomycetes; Mycosphaerellales; Dissoconiaceae. The record is from RefSeq and is a predicted model, not a curated record.